Messenger RNA from Porites evermanni, 1596 nucleotides. The record is from the annotation of a GenBank genome assembly. NCBI's taxonomy places the organism in Eukaryota, Metazoa, Cnidaria, Anthozoa, Scleractinia, Poritidae.
AUGAAAGCUUACUACACCGCAAAGCUAUUACCAGGUAAAGACAAAACCACCCAAACUUACAAAAUUUGCCGCAAUAAGAACUGCGGUAUAGAAAGACAGCAAAAGCUCACUUCAACAGAGCUCCAGGAAAUCCUAGACAGGAUUAGGUGGACAAACAACGUCCACGCCUCGCUAGAUCCCCUAUUAGAACCAAUACAACCUCCGCCAAACCUGGAAAAUAUACCGAAAGACGAAACUAGUAGGAAAAUGGGGCAGCCCCCCAGAGGACGAGAAAAUUGCAGAAGUGGUAAACCUUGUCAGAAAAAAAGAGCUAUUAUUAAAGAGAUGGCCAUGAAGAAAAGAAAACCAGUCCCAAAAGUAAAAAUCAACAGCAAUGUGGGAGAAAUCCGGCUGAAACGGGCAAACUUAGCUCUAAACAACAUCAAACAAGGGCAAGAUCUCAACAUCACCGAGAUCAACAACCUACUAUAUGCAACAGCAUGGGCCAUCACUGACAUGGUAGACUGAGCGCCUAAAAAGCGCACAGGUCUCCAACCCAAGAAAACAUGGAGGGACAAAAUUGAACUGGAAAUAACAAAGCUCACUACAAACAUCUCCAUCAUCGCAGAACUACAAAAGGAAUCUAAUGUAAGAUAUACCGAAGCUGACAAAAUCAGGAAGAAAUUUGGCAUUAAAAAACCAAGACGACAUGGCCAAAACAAAAGAUUCUCUUAAAAAACAACUCCAGGCCAAAGCACAGAGACUCAGGCGAUACACCAAAAGGGCGAACGUCUUUCGGCAAGACAACACCUAUAGGAACAAUGCCAAAAAGCUCUUCAGAGAGCUGGGAAAGAAAGCCAUCAAUAUCCAGAACCCUCCCUCACUCGAAGAGGUCGAGGCAUUCUGAGCAAAAUAUGGGACAACAACAAGACCCAUAACGAUGGUCUCCAGUGGAUCCAAGACCAAGCCAAGAAAAACCAGCGUGCACCAACUCAUGAUUGGUCAGACGUCGCCACAGAGGAGACCAUCAAAACCAACCACAAGACCAGCAACUGGGAAGCCGCAGAAUGUGACGGCGUGGCUAACUUCUGGCUCAAACAACUGACCAGCUUACACCCCGAAUUAGCCAACGCCUACAACAAAAUCCUCAAGAACCCAGAAAAGUCCCCAGAGUUGCAGACUGAGGGUGUGACUUUCCUGAUACAAAAGUCCGAAGACACAGAGAACCCUAAAAACUAAAGGUCUAUCACAUGACUGCCAACUAUUUACAAGGUCCUGACCUCCAUCAUUACAGAAAGGGCCUACAUCUUUGUCGAAAGCAAAAACCUGCUCCCCAAAGUGCAAAAAGGAUGCCGCCGGAGGAGCUAUGGCUGCAAAGACCAGCUCCUCAUCAACAAAGCCAUCCUUGAGGAGGUGAGAUCCAUGCGCAGUAACCUCUCCACGACGUGGAUCGACUACAAGAAGGCCACACACAUCUGGAUCGUCGAGAGCCUCGAACUCUACAAUAUCUGCCCCACUGUGACCCUAUUCAUGUGGGAAAAGAUGAAGCCUUGGAGGACAAUCUUCCACCUAAACCACAAUAAGGGCAUGAUGACAUCCAGACCUAUCGAAAUCUAA